AUAUGCAGGGAUAUAGGUCAAAGUACAGGGCGACGCGUCUAAAGGCAAGAAACCGCGUCUAGUGCUUGCAAGUGUAGAGAAAAAGCAGGAGAUGGACGAGCAGAUAGACAGACAAAUAAGUUUAUUAUUCUACGGUGUAUAAAAAUCCACUCGAGAGGGCAUAUGUAACGCAACAUGCAUUCGCUAAUGGCACCUUUUUCACUCGGAUUAAAUGUUUUAUGCAUAUAUACACAAUGUCAAUGUAAAUGAAUAUCAACAGAAUUCAAUUUCAAGCUCGUUCAAAAUUCUGAAAGAGGGCAAAAAAAUACAAACGAACUUUUGGGUCUAAAUGGGUUAAAACAGUUUAAAUCAAGGGUAAAAUGAAAUCGUCAAUUUCAUAGUCCAUAAAUACGUAUUUUUUCCAAGUAUAAAUAUAAAUUAUUGAAUGAAAUCCAAUUUAUAAGGUUUGAAAUAAACUGGAUUUACUUUAGUUAUUCUUUUGGCGUUUUUGUCUUCCUACCUAUUUACCAAGUCCUUUAAAUGAUCUAAAAAUGUUGAAAGCAGUGGACUUAAAAAGGCAAUUUACUGUACAUACUAGAUUUUCCCUGCUUCAUUGUUAGAGAAACGCUUGCGCAGAAAGUAUACAGCGUUGUUCUGUUUUACGACUUUUCUUCAGGACAAACUUGUGAACACAGAGGAGUUUCUUAAAACUUUCAAAGCGGAGGAAUAUUAGCAUACACUUGACAACAAGAAAAUUAACAAACUAAUACGUAAAAUGUAUAUUGUAUAGUGUUUACAGAGAUAUUUUAUCGAGAAAGCAUACGAUAGUUGUUGGUUUUCAUAGAGAGGAAAAAGAAAUUUACAAAUAUUUAUAAAUAAGUUCAUGUAUGGCAUCUAUAAAUGUUUGUUGAAAAUGUGAAAAAAACGAAUUAACGAAUAAUUGCUAAAGACCUGAAAGAAUGGAUGUCAAAUUGUACGUAUCAAAAGAAAUUAUAUUUAUACGAAAACCAAACAUGGACUACAGAAGCAAAUUUUUGAAAGCGCUUGGUUUAAUUUUGUUACUAUUCGUUGGCCGAAUUUCAAUUCUCAAAGAAAGUCAUGUCAACUGUGUGGAGGUAGAGGAAAAGGAAAGAAACCAAGAAAUAAUUGAUUAUGAUAUCUGUACUGUUUAUGAUUAUUACAAAGUAAUUGAUAAUUUGCUAUUUAAAACAAGGUACAAGCCAUUAGUCGUUAUUAUAGCACAUACAUUUACUGACGGCCUCAACAGAGUAAGAAAUCUAACCCAGAGCAAAAGAAUAUUACAUGAUAAUGAAAUUAAAAACAAUCCAAAUUUCAGUCAAAUUUAUCACACAUUGUUGGAGAAUUUCUAUCUAUUUGAAGCCAAAAACAUAUAUUAUUUUAUAUAUCCGGUACACAUUUUAGACAAUUUAUUGACUAUAUAUUGUCAAAAAAAGCUUUUAAACGAUCAUUUAGGUGUUAUCUUUGAUUUUAUUAACGUAAAUGAAGAAUAUCCUUUUUUUGAAGAUAUUUUAAUUCCGUUAAGAAUAAGCAGCCCUAAUUGUGCUCUUAAACAAUAUAUACGCAAAAAACUACAGACUGGCGAAAGUUUCUCAGAAUUAUCCAAGUUGCGUGAACAAUUGUUUAGUGAUAAAGAAAAGUACAUAUACGUUACGGCAUUCAAUAACGAUGACAUUUGUGAUUCGAUUGGUUUCAAUUUAAAUUCGCAAAGCAGAACCUUUUUAUUGUAUUUUAAUUCAUUACUAAAACAAAUUCAAAACAGUACUGAGAGUGUUGGAAAAAAAAGAAGUAUUGUAGAAAGAAGCUUAAAUUGUUUUCAGUCAAGGCAUCUUGAAGCGAUCGACGAUGAGUCUUUUAAAGAUGAUACAAUUAAACUUUUUCUAAAUCGUCCCAUGGUUAAGAUUGAUUACUUAAAUUGGCUAAAUAAAACUAUAUCUUCAUUGAAUAGUAAUGAUACUUCAUUUGCAAACAUUUGCAGAAAUAGGCACGAAAUAGAUGCACUUGAUUUAUUCUGUUUUAUAAAAAUUUUAUCAGGUGCUGCAGCCCAUAACAUAACAGCUUGGAUAAAUGUCCUACAACAACUAGUUGCAAAAUCAUUGAUAAGCCAACUGAAAUGGUUCAAUAGUUUAAUAUCAGUGUACAAAGAUGAAUAUUUAAUAGAAAGGGAUUCAACUUUAUCCGCACUUCAAAUUCUUGAGAAUCAAAUGCUGAAUGUUAAUGAAAAUUUGAAAAGAGUAAUGAUUCCUUACUACGACUUUGUUUUAAAUCUGUUGAGCGAAAAAGGUCAUAUGAUUCAUACAUUGAUGUUUAAUUCAUCCUGCUUUAUUUACUAUCAUUGGAGGACAAUUGAUGAUUUACUUCUUGAAGUGGAAUUUCAAAGAUUAGUAAUAAUUGUAGCAGAUGAUAUAAGAACAGGACUUGAAAUUGUUAAACAAAUUAAAACCAGCAGAGUACUGCCAAAAUUAAAACGAGAAGAUCUUCACUAUACAAAACAGUUUUUGUACGACGUAAUAAUGAAACACAUUCACCUGUUUCAAUCCAAUGAUACUUAUUAUUAUGUCUACUCUAUGGACACCGACAGGCAUCACGACGUAUUGAUUACCUAUUUCGAAUACAAGAUGAUUAAAGAUUAUUCAAAAGUUGAGUUCUAUUUUGCAAACUUUAUGAAAUAUUUCCCUCCUGAUUACGUUGUUUGUAAUAAUUGUAGUGACUUGGUAAUUCCUGCACUUCCAGAUAAUUGUGCAAUUUCAAGUAAAUGUAAAAAACGUUUUCUAAAUCCCUCGUAUUUAAUUAAAUUACAUCAAGAAUUUUACAAUCGCUUUCCACAAUAUUUACCACUUUAUGCUACUUUUUACAUUGAAUUUCUAUCAUUUAUAAAUGAUGACGGUUUACAUCAUAAAGGCAAUGAUUACAUUAACUAUUCGCAAAAAUUUUAUGAUUUUUUAAAUGAAGAACGAAUUGCUAAUGAUGCACACUAUUUAUUUAAAGAUUUACCAUGUUCAUCUGCUCGGGAAUUAAAUAACAAAAUCAAUAUUGACUUUACUAUUACUGAAAUAGAAGAUGUUCAUCGACUUUACAAUUUAUUACAUUCUUCUCAUAGUAACAUAGUAUCAAUAAAUAACACAGACAAUACUAAUUUAAAAUCUUUUUGUAGUGAUAAUAAACGGUUUAAGUUUCUUCAGUUCUUUUGCUUUUUAAGAAUAAAUUACAUUGAAGGAAUGCUAAAAGUUAUAGAUCAAAAAUCUGAUCUUCUUUUCAAGUUUAAAGUGUUUGCUGAAAAUGAAAAAAAUAAUAUAACCGAAUAUUUGUUAAAAGUGUUAGUGAGGAUUCACGAAUUCGAUUUAUUAGAUUAUGUUGAUUAUAAGCAUAAAGAAACUCAAAUUUUAAGACAAUCACAACAUUUUUACUCCGGAAUACCAGAAAUUACCUUAAAUGGUAUGAAUUUGUCAAACAAAAUCUAUUUAUUAAUAAGAGAAAAUACAAUUUAUUUGGAGUGUCAUGAAAAACAACUUAUACAACAUUAAUAAUGUUGAAAUAAAUAUAAUUUUUUUUAGUUAAACACAUUUUAGAAAAGUAAAGCUGGCAUUAUUAUUAAUUAAAAAAAAUAAUUAACUAUCUAUUGAAGUACAUUCUCCUGUGAGUUUUCUUAGAGCCUUAAAUUAUAGUGUUUACUUUUUUGAUAUUAUGUGUUUAAGUAGAGAAUAUUCUUACAAUGUUGUGCCAGCUUAACAUAAUUUGUAAAAAAUGAUAUGUCAAAUUUUGACAUACGAGUAUGGUUGGGACUUUUGUUUAUACUAAUAAUACAGUGUUUUUAAAAUAUUAAAUACAAAUAUAAAAUGAUGUUUUUCAAAUAUGGUAUUAGUGUAUGUAUGUACUAGUAAUUGUACGUCUGUAUCAUGUUCACUUAUAAAAAAUACUGGUAAUAUUAGCUCAAAUUGUGUCAGUAACCGAGUAGUGUUGCCGCGAUACGAGACGAGAGGCGAGAAUUCUAUUAAUCUCGUCUUGUCUCGUAAUUUUAAGGCGAUUUAUUGUCUCGUCUCGAGCGUUAAAAAUGCAUAGAAAUCACGAUUUCUCGUCCUCGUGAGUCCUCUCUCGUCUUGUAUCGACUUAACGAUAUUUAAAAAAACACUGUAUCAUCUCGUCUCUCGACAUUAUCGCGGCCACACUAACAGAGAUCCAUUUUUUCAGUGUAAUGCAAUUUAUAAAUCCUGAAUUAAUGUACUGUAACCUGUAUCAAUAUUGUUUCCAUAAAAAAAUUUGUAUAAAUAAUUUAACUAAAAUUAAUUUUCUUGUUUUUCAUUAAAGACUGGCGUAAUGGAUCAUUUCAAUUCAUCAUAUAGAAAAAACUUUAGAUAAAUUCCUCGAUUCUAAAUUUAAGCCUCACUUUGAAGCUAAAGUCAGAGUCUAAUAAUUCAAAUUACAACUUUACGACUGAUAAAAGUUAAAUAAACUCUACAUUUUAGGCAGAAAGUGGGGCUACAUU
Leptopilina heterotoma is the source of this 4480-nucleotide messenger RNA. RefSeq lists its product as uncharacterized. Bases 939 to 3521 code for a protein of 860 amino acids. NCBI's taxonomy places the organism in Eukaryota, Metazoa, Arthropoda, Insecta, Hymenoptera, Figitidae. The record is from RefSeq and is a predicted model, not a curated record. The transcript has 8 exons.